UCUUCAAAAAUCACAAUCUCACACACCAAAACUUAUUAAGAAGAAGAGAAAAACUAAGAGAGCGAAAGAAAAACAUAGGGAGGAUCUGAUGUGUCCGUUCUAGGGAAAGGAGAUGAGUGAGAGGCAACGACAGAAGUCAAGUCGAAGAGUGGUGAGCUGUCAACCAGGUGCGAAGUCAAAUGGAAGAAUCAGACAAGAUCUGCGAAGCUGGGUGUGAAGUCAAGGAAGAAGGCCAGAGCCAGAUCAAGAAGAAGCUCAUUGCAAAAAAAAGGCAGGUGUACCGUGCUCACCAAAUCUGGAUUAGUUUUAGAGGCUAUAUUCCAUCCUAUCCACUGUAAAGUGCUAACUGAAUAUGGCCCUAGCGUCCGCUACUUCCACACCAAAGAGGUACGCAGUUGUCACCGGAGCAAACAAGGGGAUCGGAUUUGAGGUCUGUAGGCAGCUGGCCUCUAAUGGGAUUUUCGUGCUUUUAACCGCCAGAGAUGAAAAAAGGGGCCUUGAAGCUGUUCAAAAGCUCAAGGAUUUUGGCAUCUCUGAUGACUUACUGGGUUUCCACCAGCUUGAUGUGGUAGAUCCUCACAGUGUUGCUUCCUUGGCUGAAUUUGUCAAAACCCAGUAUGGAAAACUCGAUAUUUUGGUGAACAAUGCUGGCAUUGGUGGAAUUGUAUAUAACCCUGAUAAUUUUCGAAGAGGCGUUGAGCUUUGUGGUGAUUGGGUAAAUACCAGAUGGAAAGGAAAUAAGUUGGAAUGAAAUGGCAAGUCAAAGUUUUGACUUAGCAGAACAAUGCCUUGAAACAAACUACUAUGGUGCCAAAAGAGUGGUGAAAGCACUUACUCCCAUUCUGCAGGCAUCUGAUUCUGCAACUGUGGUCAAUGUUUCUGCGGCAUUAGGGGUGUUGCAGAAUAUACCUAAUGAAUGGGCAAAAUGGUUAUUGAGCGACGCUGAAAACCACCUUUCUGAAGAGAGAGUUGAUGAAGUUGGGAAGCAGUUUCUGAUGGAUUUCAGGGAUGAUUUGCUAGAAACCAAAGGCUGGCCUCUUCAAGUCUCGGCCUAUAUUGUUGCUAAGGCUUGUAUCAAUGCCUACACAAGGAUCCUGGCAAAAACUCAUCCAAGCUUUCGAGUCAAUGCCAUAUCUCCUGGUUUUUGCAAGACUGACAUAACCAACAAUCUUGGUCCUUUAACUGCAGCUCAAGGAGCUGAAUAUGUUGUGAGGUUAGCACUGCUUCCUAAAGAUGGGCCUUCUGGCUGUUUCUUUAAUAUGACAAAAGAAUUGCCAUCUUUCUGAAUGAUUAGUUUAAGGUCAUGUCAUUGUGUUGUGAGCUGAUACCUUUAAAAAUUCCCCUCUGAACAUAGUGAUGUGUAUUGGGAACUAAUGGAUGAAUUUAAAUCAACUGUAUUUUUUAGUCAAUAUUUCUAGACAAGGUUGUGGCAUGCUGAUUAUAUUUCUUCAUAUAUUGUGUAUAGAUAGAUAUGCUAGUAUUUUACAAGAGUUUUUUUAUGAAAACCAAGAAGUCUGUACUACCUAUGCUGGGAAUGUGAUAUAUGGUGUUAGUAAGUUCAUUGUAUAGUAUAGUACGGAGUAUAUUUUUUGGUUAUGCUAUAAUAAUAUCAUG
This is a messenger RNA of Cuscuta epithymum, 1614 nucleotides long. The record is from the annotation of a GenBank genome assembly. Lineage: Eukaryota; Viridiplantae; Streptophyta; Magnoliopsida; Solanales; Convolvulaceae.